Molecule: messenger RNA, 1058 nt
Organism: Eleginops maclovinus (Patagonian blennie)
Lineage: Eukaryota; Metazoa; Chordata; Actinopteri; Perciformes; Eleginopidae
Product: immunoglobulin kappa light chain-like
Exons: 5
Coding region: 120-875 (251 amino acids)
Source: RefSeq, a predicted model, not a curated record
CAGUAUUAAAGUAUUAAAUUGCUCCUCCAGCUCCUCCUCUCCUCACCCUCCAAACCCUCUACUCUGUCAGCAGGGAGCUUACUUUCUUAGCUACAAGGCCCUCCUCACACACUGACACCAUGCUGGGGACCCUCUGCACUCUCCUCACUGCUCUCACAUGUGUGAGUGGUGUGACGGUGGUGACACAGAAGCCUGUAGUGACGGUGAGGAAAGGAGAGACAGCCUCCAUGGACUGUAACCUGGGGACUGUUACUGGCCGUGUUGCUUCGUGGUAUAAACAGAGUCCUGGAGGAGUUCCUCAGUUUGUUUUAUAUUUUCAUCACAGCCAUAGUUCUCCAACCUAUGGCUCUGGUUUCUCCUCUCCAAAGUUCACAUCUACUCAUCAGUCAACCACAGAUUAUCGUUUGAUCAUCAGCAAUGUAGAGGAGGGAUACUCAGCAGUUUAUUACUGUAGCACAUGGGAUGACUCUGCUGAAGAGCACUCUAUAGGUGUGAGUGGUGUGACGGUGGUGACACAGAAGCCUGUAGUGACGGGGAGGAAAGGAGAGACAGCCUCCAUUGACUGUAACCUGGGGACUGUUACUAGCAGUGCUGCUUGCUGCACAAUAUUUUUAAAAAAUGAUUUAUGUUCAGAUCAAACACACUUUGCUCAGGUUGCAGACAUUAGGUGGUUUGGUGAUGGCUCUGAGGUGAGCAGUGGGAUCUCUACCAGCACUGCUGUUCAGCAACCGGACAAGGCUUUCCAAAUCAGCAGCUAUCUGGCCGUCCAGACGUCAGACUGGAACAUGGAUAAGGUAUCCACAUGUAAAGUUUCUCUGGGCUCCCAGACUUCAGAGCAAAACAUCAAGAAGUCUGACUGUCCCACUGACCAAUAGUAGAGGAGCACAAUGACCGUUUAGUGUCUGCUGCUUUACUGUGUGCGCUGUUUUACCAUUGCACGCUUUACAUGUUAGAGAACAUGUGUCUGCAGGCUUGUAAUAAAGUCUGUGCUGUAUCAACUUUGCAAAUGAUUUCAAUGUUUUUCAACGUAUUCAAUUAAAAAGCAUUUUAUAAAAACA